Tachysurus vachellii is the source of this 1614-nucleotide messenger RNA. RefSeq names its product engulfment and cell motility protein 1. The transcript has 7 exons. The record is from RefSeq and is a predicted model, not a curated record. NCBI's taxonomy places the organism in Eukaryota, Metazoa, Chordata, Actinopteri, Siluriformes, Bagridae. The coding region runs from base 329 to 961 and encodes 210 amino acids.
UACAGUAAACCUUCAAGUCAAAUGAAUAGUUUUUUAUUGUCUUUUUGACUAUAUAGAGGUGAUAGAGUACAUAGUGAAAUAAAAUAAGUUCUUCCAGGAACCUGGAGCUACAUAAAGACACUGGGCAACAUAAGACAACACAGAACUAAGGGCUAAAAACUAGUUAAAACGGGUUUAAAAACAAGAAUAGCACCAUUUUGGAUCCGGAGCCGUCUCUGAGUGCUAGUGCAGCACCACCAUCUUGGACCAAAGACUUCAAGGACAGUAAAGCCUGGAGAAACAUCAGCUUCUUCUGACUACGACACUAAAAUUUAAAGCUCUCCCCGUCAUGAUGAAACAGGAUGAGAUAAAAUCACACACAAUGCAGGAGCUGCGCGAGAGGCUCCAGCCGGAGGUGGCCGAGCUGAUCAAGCAGCAGAGGCUGAACCGGAUGUGCGAGGGCGCCUGCUUCAGGAAGGUCAGCGCGCGGCGCAGACAAGAUAAGUUUUUGUAUUGUCGUCUGUCUCCGAAUCACAAAGUACUACAUUAUGGGGAUGUAGAGGAUUUGUCACAGGGACAAAUCCCCCAUGAAUCUCUCCAAGAGAAACUAACAGUAGCAGACAUCAAGACAGUGGUAACUGGGAAAGAUUGUCCUCAUGUGAAGGAGAAAGGAGCGCUAAAGCAAAAUAAGGAGGUCCCUGAGCUUGCUUUCUCCAUUUUAUAUGAAUCUGAUGAAUAUUUGAACUUCAUUGCACCAGACAAGUAUGAGUACUGCAUCUGGACAGAUGGCUUGAAUGCUCUAUUGGGAAAAGAGAUGACAAGCGAACUCACCAAGUCAGAUAUGGACACACUGGUUACCAUGGAGAUAAAACUCCGGCUCUUAGACCUCGAGAAUGUCCAGAUCCCUGAAGUUCCGCCCCCUAUACCCAAAGAACCCAAAGAUUAUGACUUUGUUUAUGAUUACAGCCAACAACACACUUAAGACACAGCAGCACAUGUUAAACUGUAAUAUAUUUACUCUUUACUGUCACCGAUUCACAAGCCUUCUCAUACGGACUCUCCUGCUUUCUGAUGCUUGUAAUACUGAAUCAUCAGUUUCCUCCAUCUUAAGGAAGGAGUAAUGUUUGUUAGAUCAGUCCACUAGGGUUAACAAAUCUAACAAAUUAAACUAUUGACUUCAGGGACCUCCCAGAUAUAGCUAUUUCUAAAUAGAAACAUAGCAAUAAAUACCUAAUAUUUCAAGAAUACAGCAUUUGUUUUUAUUAUCCAAUUGUUUUUUACUAAGUCCAAUUAAAUAUACCAGCUAAAGAUGGAGUUACUUUAUUCUUCAGUGUUGUUAAGCUGAUAUUAUAUUGUUUGAAGGAAAAAAAAACAAUCCAUGUAAAUGUAAGAAGAGAUCUGCCACCAAGUUUAAGCGUGUUUGUCUGAAAAGUCCACUCUAUACUACAAACUCCUUGAAUUUUGUGCUGUGGUUACUUGUGUGAAAUAUAUAUGUUAUGUUUGGAAUCAGGACACAAGGACAUAUUGUGUGUGUUAAAGUCAUAUUGUACUGCAGGGUCUGACAUAAUCAUGCCAAUACCAUUUCUUUGCAUAGUAAGAGGUACUAAUUUUGUCACCCACUUCCAAAACAUCAGC